Messenger RNA from Effrenium voratum, 3324 nucleotides. The record is from the annotation of a GenBank genome assembly. Lineage: Eukaryota; Dinophyceae; Suessiales; Symbiodiniaceae.
AUGCCUGAAGAACCCAAGGUGUUUGAGGAGAAUGAGGCGGAACCCGUGUGGACGGAGACGGAGACGUCGCAGGAAUUCCAGAUCUUGGUGAGCAAGUUGGUCCACCAACACCUGAAGGAGGUGGCUCUCCUUGAGAAGCAGAAGGCUUCGCUGAAGGAAAGCGUCGGCGAGAUGAUGGGAGAGCUGACCCGUCUCCGCACGAACGACUUGUCCAAGAUGCCCAAGGCUCCUCAGAGCCCGGACGCGGUUGAAGCCCGCAGCACCAGCUGGCAGGGGAACAAGUACAAGAAGAAAGGGACCAGCGUCGUCGCGGAUCAAAUCCUCGAGGUCUUCGAAGGCGACCCCCUGGAGGUCGAGGACAGAUUCGAGACAGACUUCGGCAAGCUGCUGCGGGGAGUCACAAGGUAUGAAACCAGUGAGACGGAGGAAGACAGGGAUGCAGAGCUGACGUUCCUUCAGCGCCUCCGGAUGUGGCUACAGUCAAAUGCCUACGAUAUGUCAAUGGCCUUCAUCUUGUGCCUGAACGUGCUGUGGAUGGCCCUUGAGAGCCAGAUCGACGGCCUGCAACUGGGCAGCCAGCUCGGGCUCUAUCCCACGUCUCCCCACACUGACGAAUGGGAGCUCAGCUUCAUGAUCGGAGACCUGUUCUUCACGUCCCUCUUCGCCUUGGACGUGCUGGUGCGGAUAUGUAUUUUGCAGCGCAUCUUCUUCAGGUCCUGCAUGAACUACGUGGACCUCACAGUGAGUGUGACCUCGCUGGUGGAGAUGACGGUGACGAGACUCGGACGGGUCUCAAUGAGCUUGAACCCGGUCCUCUUCCGCUUGCUGCGUAUCGGAAAGCUGUUCCGUGCGGUGCGCAUGGUGCACAUGACCAACAUGCUGGCCUCGCUCCAUCUCCUGGUGAAGUGCCUCAUCGCCAGUUGCAACAUGCUUUUCUGGAGCUUCUGUCUGCUGACCUUCCUGCAGUGUGUGGCCGGUCUCAUCAUCAGCACACUAUGCAAGGAUUUCAUCGCCUCAGAGAUGAACGAGGCGCAAGCGCGGGAGGACGUGUUCCUGUACUUUGGUACUUUCAGCCGGACAUUUCUCACGAUGUUCGAAAUUUUAUUUGCAAAUUGGGGCCCGCCCUGCCGCCUCUUGGUCGAGAACAUCAGCGAGUGGUUCUCCGUGCUUUUCCUCCUCUACCGAUGCGUGCUAGGCUUUGCCGUUCUCAACGUGGUCAACGCGGUCUUCGUUCAGCAGACCAUGAAGACAGCCAGCACAGAUGAGGAGCUCGCCUUCAAGCAGAAGGAGAAGGACAUCGCCUUGUACACUCGAAAGGUGCGAGGUUUGUUCCAGACCAUGGAUGCAUCAGGGGACGGCGCCAUCAAUUUGGAGGAGUUCGCCAAGUUGGUGAAAAGUCCAAAGCUGAAGUUUUGGAUGAGCCAGCUGGAGCUCGAAUACCACGACCUGCUGAGCUUGUUCGAAUUCCUGGAUAACGGCGAUGGAGAGAUCACGCUCAUGGAGUUCAUCGAAGGCGCCGGGAGGCUCCGUGGCAAUGCCAAGGCUCUGGACAUUUGGCGCGUGGAGACCAAGCUCGAGGUGCUUUUCGAGCGGGUGCUGCGCGCCCUACCUCAUUUGGAAUCCGCGGACGCUGCAGAUGAUCCCUCAAGGGCCUCCGUGCAGCAAGUCUUCGACCACUCAGUGUGUCCGAACUCUUGGAUUUGGAGUGAGGCGGUUGUGAUGCCUUUGCAGAAGGCCAAAGCAGCGGAAAAGUUGCGAGACCGGAUGAUCAAGUUCCGCCGUGUCACCGGGUUUCCGCAAGAGGAUCUGUGCACAGGUGUCAGGCUCUCGGCCAGCGUGGCUUUUCACCGGGUCUCUCUCGAGCCUGGGCUCAGCAGCCGGAUGAAUGGCGCCUCCGAGCAGUCGAGCCCGGGGUUCUUGAACCUGCCGGGCGUGAAGACUACCAAGCCGGAGCUGCUGGAAAACAAGUUCGAGAGCUUGGUGGAACCCGUAUGGGAGGAGACGUCGCAGGAAUUCCAGCUCUUGGUGAGCAAGUUGGUCCACCAACACGUGAAGGAGGUGUCUCUCCUUGAGAAGCAGAAGGCUUCGCUCAAGGUGAGCAUCGGCGAGAUGGAGGGUGAGCUGACCCGUCUUCAAACGAAGGAAGCGAUCAAGACGCCCAAGACACCUCAAAGCGGGGACGGGGACGGGCUUGACUGCCGCAGCGCCAGCUUGCAGAGGAGCAGGUACAAGAAGAAGGGAACGACUGUCAUCGCGGAUCAAAUCCUUGAAGUCUUCGAAGGCGACAAUGGCAUAGAGGUCGAGAAAAAGUUCGAGACAGACUUCGGCAAGCUGCUGCGGGCAGGCACGAAGUAUGAAACCAGUGAGACGGAGGAAGACAGGGUUGGAGACCUGACGUUCUUCCAGCGCCUCCGGAUGUGGCUACAGUCCAAUGCCUACGAUAUGUGCAUGGCUUUCAUCUUGUGCCUCAACGUGCUGUGGAUGGCCCUUGAGAGCCAGAUCGAUGGCCUGAACCUGGGCAGUCAGAUCGGGAUCUACCCUCCCGGCCCUGAGCAGUGGGAGCUCAGUUUCAUGAUCGGAGACGUGUUCUUCACGUCCCUUUUCGCGUUGGACGUGCUGGUGCGGAUAUGUGUUUUGCAGCGCCUCUUCUUCAAGUCCUGCAUGAACUACGUGGACCUCGUCGUGAGUGCGACCUCGCUCGCGGAGAUGACGCUGACGGUCUCGAUGAGCUUGAACCCGGUCCUCUUCCGCUUGCUGCGUAUCGGAAAGCUGUUCCGCGCGGUGCGCAUGGUGCACAUGACCAACAUGUUGGCCUCGCUCCAUCUCCUAGUGAAGUGCCUCAUCGCCAGCUGCAACAUGCUUUUCUGGAGCUUCUGUCUGCUGACCUUUCUGCAGUGUGUGUCCGGUCUCGUCAUCAGCACACUAUGCAAGGACUACAUCGCCUCAGAGAUGCACGAGAUGAAAGCGCGGGAGGACGUGUUCUUGUACUUUGGCACUUUCACCCGGACGUUUCUCACGAUGUUCGAAAUUUUAUUUGCAAAUUGGGGCCCGCCCUGCCGCGUCUUGAUCGAGAACGUCAGCGAAUGGUUCUCCGUAUUCUUCCUCCUCUACCGAUGCGUGCUAGGCUUUGCCGUGGUCAACGUGGUCAACGCGGUCUUCGUUCAGCAGACCAUGAAGACAGCCAGCACAGAUGAGGAGCUCGCCUUCAAGCAGAAGGAGAAGGAGACAUCGCCUUGUACACUCGAAAGGUGCGGAACUUGUUCCAGAGCAUGGAUGCUUCAGGGGACGGCGCCAUCAAUUUGGAGGAGUUCGCCAAGUUGGUGA